This is a messenger RNA of Durio zibethinus, 2027 nucleotides long. Lineage: Eukaryota; Viridiplantae; Streptophyta; Magnoliopsida; Malvales; Malvaceae. The record is from RefSeq and is a predicted model, not a curated record.
UGGGUUUUUUUUUUUUUGUUUACUGUUAAUGCUGGUUCUUAUUAGAAAUGGUUCAUUUUUGCCCUUUUUUGGGUAAUUUUAACGGAAAAAACAGAGAUUGUUUUAAAAUGUUUUUUUAAUUAAAAUAUUUCUUUGCUAACAACUUAUAAAACGAGAAAGGGUUUUUUUUUUUUUUUAUUUAUAAUGGAAAGAACAAAGAUUGCUUUGAAAUGGGUUUUUUUUUUUAUUAUUAUUAUUAGUUACUUUCUUUGUUUUAUGAAGCGAGAAAGGGAAUUUUUUUUAUUUAAAAUGGGAUUCUUUUGGUCCAUUUUAAUAAAAUUUUAAUGUUGGCAAUUUACAGGUGCAAGGCAGCUUUUUGUUAACGUUCUCCAGAUGUUUGAAUUUAUUUUUUUUGUUAAUCUUACUUUGAUUUUCUUCAAAAUGUUGGUUUUCUCUUUUUCUUUUGCCAUUGAUAGAGAAAUGUUACUAGUUAUACUCUAGUAAUUUCACUUUUGCAACCUUAGUGUUGAUUGUUAUAUUCCUACCUAUUAAUCCAUCCCAUUUCUGCAUGUGAUUUGAGAUAUUAUCAAUCAGUAUGGAUGGAACACUUAAUGACUCACCCAGUGAUUCCACUUGUAGAUUAGGAUAAUUUUGAGACGAGAUGACCGUGUUGUUAUGUCUAUUGCCAAGGAUUUACACUGUCCUGCUAGAUGGGAGCAUGAUUAACGUAACAUGAUAAGCACAUGGAAUUUAAAUUAGGACCAAAAGUGGGUGAUAAUUUGCGUAUUUCUAAUAUUGUGAUCCCUAGCGUUCAGCCUCCUUGUUGCAGGCUGCAUCUGGUGCUGUGCAAUGCCAGAUGAUUGAUAUGACCUAUCCAGGAGUUGUCCCAAUGCACAAGGUGAAUUUUGAUGCAAAGACAGAAUAUGAUAUGAUUCAAAAUUACAAGGUUCUGCAAGAAGUAUUCAACAAGUUGAAAAUUGAAAAGCAUAUUGAAGUCAAUAGACUUAUUAAAGGCAGACCUUUGGAUAAUUUGGAGUUCUUACAAUGGCUGAAACGGUAUUGUGAUUCUGUGAAUGGUGGAAUCAUGAAUGAGAAUUAUAAUCCUGUUGAAAGAAGACUUAAAGGUGGAAAAGAGCGGAACUUGAAGGGUUCUCAUAAGAGCUCAAAAUCUCUGCAAGCAAACAAUCUCCAUAACUCUGCCUCUGGAGAUACAGCUGCCAUUAAUAAAAACACUGUUUCCAAGCAAGGGAAGACAGGUGUAGCAGCAGCUUCGGGGGAUGUCCAGGGUUUGUCCAAGGAGAUUACUGAUUUGAAGCUCUCGGUUGACCUUUUGGAAAAGGAAAGAGAUUUUUACUUUGCUAAAUUGCGGGAUAUUGAGAUACUUUGUCAGACUCCUGAAGUGGAGAAUCACCCGGUAAGAGUUCCUGUUAAGCCCAUCUUCACACUCUCUCAAAUGAGUGCAUACAUUCAUGCAUACCUGUGUAGACAUUAUGGUGCAUUUCCCAUUAUCAUCUUCGGUUUGCGGACCAUACAUCUCGAUGUCAUCCAUUAGCUGCCCAAGGGUGGAUAUGUUUCUAAUUACUUGUGCUCGAACAAAGGACAUAAAGAGGUGUGCUAUUAGCCCUCAAGGUGGCAGUGUCCUAUAUUUUUAUGUGCUAAUAUGAUGCGUGACAAUGACUAUCCUUAAUUGUUUAGUUUAUAGAUGUCCGCUAUGUUAGCUGUUAAACAUUGCACACUGUGAUGUUAGGUUUGAUCUGUAUUGAUUUUAUGUGAAAUACCUAAAGUCCUAAACAGUAAAUCUGAAAUUUUUUUUUGGGACCUUAGGCUUCAAUUUGAUUGUGUAUAAUCACAUUUUACUCAUUCAUCCAAGUAGGCUUCCUUUCUCUCUUGAUAUGAUGAUACAUGUUUGUAAGGACUUCAAUUGCACUUAGAGUGCAUGAAUUGCCUUUUCUUGUUUUUUCAUCCAAUUCUUUAAGAUGACAAUCGAAGUGAACCUGUACUCCGGGGGUCAAAGUAUUUUAAUACCAUUUUUCGGAUUGGUAUGCUUG